CUAGAUAUUGGUCAUCAAAAGUUUUUCCUCAAUUUUGUUAAAGCAAAUAUCGGUACAACAAAAUGUUAUCGAUCGUAUAAAGAAACUGUCGGGGGCUAUUCCAAUAUAGGAGCCACGUCCAUUGAUUUUAAGAAUUUUAAACGUGACUUGAAGGCGUACGUAGUUGGCGUGGAUGCUCAAAUGCUGAUAGAUAAACUUUUCAGAAAGAAAGAGGUUUGCUCAGCCUUUGCUUUUGACUAUGAUGUCGAUGAGAGUGAUCAAUUGACACGCAUAUUUUGGGCUGAUCCAGUUUGCAUAAGGAACUAUGCUUUAUUUGGGGAUGUUGUUUCUUUUGAUGCUACUUAUGAGAAAUCGGUAUAACAUGGUUUUUGCUCCUUUUACCGGUGUUGAUAAUCAUAAAAAAUGCAUUACAUUUGGUGUGGGUUUGUUGUUGAAAGAAGAUGUUGAAUCAUAUGCUUGGUUGUUUCGGUGUUUUCUUAAUGCAAUGGGUCGUAAACCAAAGUGCAUCAUAACAGACCAAGACCCGGCAAUGAAGAUUGCUAUUCCACAGGUUUUCACUACGACGUGUCAGGGAUUUUGCAUGUGGCAUAUAAUGUCGAAACUUAGUGCAAAAGUUGGACCUGUCUUGAGUAAGGAUAUGAAUUUCUUGAAUAAAUUGAAUUCUGUUGUAUGGAGUCAUUAUCUUCAGCCUGCUGAAUUUGAAAAGGAAUGGAAUAUGGUCAUGAAAGAAUUUGACUUACUUGAUCACAACUGGUUCACAAACAUGUUUGAAAUUCGCAAGCUUUGGAUCCCUUCUUAUUUUGGUGACGUUUUGAUGGCUGGUUUGCUUAGGACUACAUCACGUUCAGAAAGCGAGAAUAAUUUUUUCAAUGAAUUCACGAAUCCUAAUUUCAGUCUGAUUGAAUUUUAUAUGCAGUUUGAAAGUGCUAUGGAUUCACAAAGACACAAUAGUGCACAGUUGACCAAAGUUUCUGAGUCAUGCAUUCCUGAAUCCAAAACUCCAUUACAUAUUGAGAGAUAUGCUUCGUCUGUUUAUAAUCAUUCCAUUUUCUAUGUCGUUCAGAAGGAAAUAUGUUCCGCUUGUUUUUCUUGUGGUGUACAUAGUGUUCGACAUGAAGAUGGUGCGUCUCAGUAUGUAAUAUCUGAUGAGCGAGGUUUUAGUUUCACAGUUGAGCAAAAUAGUAUUGAUUGUACUACAAGUUGCACGUGCAAACAUUUUGAAAGGAUUGGCAUAAUGUGUCGUCACAUAUUUUUCGUGUUUAAAGAUCUGAAGGUUAAUGUUAUUCCAGAUAAAUAUGUGUUACACAGAUGGUGCAAAGAUUCUAUCCUAAAGCCUCUUAAUGCGUCUGAAGAUGUUGUUUUUCAACAGUGUGUUGGCACUGAAGAAAAGAAAGGAGCUAUUAAGCAAUUGUGGUCUGAUAUUCAUUUUUGUGUCGGAAUGAUUGAGCAUGACCCUGAUUUAUUCCAGCAGUUUGCCGAUGUCAUUAAGGCGCAGAAAGACUUAUUGUCUGCCUCUGAUCAAAACAGUGCACCAUCAACUUCAAAAGUGGAUGUUAUUAAAUCAUUUUAUGGAUCAUCUAUUCCUACUGAAGUCAGUGUGCAUCCGCCUCAACAAGCUCGAAAUAAAGGUUGUGGCAAGAGGAUUAAAGGCGACAAGGAAAAGGCA
Molecule: messenger RNA, 1666 nt
Organism: Cuscuta europaea
Lineage: Eukaryota; Viridiplantae; Streptophyta; Magnoliopsida; Solanales; Convolvulaceae
Source: the annotation of a GenBank genome assembly